Messenger RNA from Lycium ferocissimum, 1457 nucleotides. RefSeq names its product heavy metal-associated isoprenylated plant protein 7-like. The record is from RefSeq and is a predicted model, not a curated record. NCBI's taxonomy places the organism in Eukaryota, Viridiplantae, Streptophyta, Magnoliopsida, Solanales, Solanaceae. The coding region runs from base 222 to 1223 and encodes 333 amino acids. The transcript has 5 exons. Gene Ontology annotation, molecular function: metal ion binding.
GUGUGUGCAAGUGAGUGAGUGCUCUCUUAGAUCUGAUGGUCCAUCAGUAUUAACCCCUUUUCCUUUUCCUUUUCCUUUUCUCCAGAAAAAAAAGAAAAGAAAACACCCAUACAAACCAAAAAAGAAAAGAGAAAAAGCCCCCUCCUCUUCCCACCUUAUUAUUAUCAGCUACAUAUCUAUCUAGUACUUGCCCAGUUGUGUAACCAGCAAAAAGAUUAACAAUGGGAGAGGAAGAGAAAAAGGCAGAGGAGAAGAAACAAGAGGAAGUGAAGAAAGAGGAGCCACCAAAAGAUGAAAAGCCAAGCGGUGGCGAAGAAAAGAAAGAGGAAAAAAAGGCAGAUGUAGAAUCCAAAGAGGCAAAAGCAGAACCACCACCACCACCCCAAGAAAUUGUUUUGAGAGUUUUCAUGCAUUGUGAAGGUUGUGCUCGUAAAGUCCGCAAAUCCCUCAAAGGAUUCCCAGGAGUUGAAGAUGUGUUGACGGAUUGCAAGACACAUAAGGUAGUAGUGAAAGGGGAAAAAGCAGAUCCAUUGAAGGUGUUAGAGAGAUUACAAAAAAAGAGUCAUCGCCAAGUAGAGCUUCUCUCUCCAGUCCCUAAGCCACCGCCCGCAGAAGAGCCCAAGAAACCAGAGGAAAAAGAAGCCGUUAAACCUGAAGAGAAAAAAGAGGAGCCCCAGGUGAUCACAGUGGUUCUGAAAGUUCACAUGCAUUGUGAGGCUUGUGCUCACGAAAUCAAGAGGCGUAUACAAAGAAUGAAAGGCGUGGAGAAUGCAGAACCAGACUUGAAAAACUCACAAGUGACAGUGAAAGGUGUGUUUGAGGCAACAAAACUGGUGGAUUAUGUAAGCAAAAGGACCGGAAAACGGGCAGUAAUCGUUAAAGUAGAACCCGAAAAGAAACCCGAGGAGGAGACGAAGCCCAAAGAAGAGAAAAAACCCGACGAAAAAGAAGCGAAGAAAGUUGAAGAAAACAAAGAGGAGAAGAAGGAAGAACCAGCAGGGGCACCAGCUAAAGAAGAAGCAGCAGCAACACAAGCUAAAGAAGAAACUGUUCAAAACGACGACACAAAACUAGAAUUGAAUAAAAAUGAGUUUUACUAUUAUCACCAUCCUCAGAAUCAUCAACUGGAUAAUCCUCAAAGGUUUGCACAUGAAAUGUAUGCAUACCCGCCACCUCCACAGAUUUUCAGUGAUGAAAAUCCUAAUGCAUGUUCUGUGAUGUAAAUUUGGAGUUACGUGAAGGGUAGAAACGGAAAUGUUAGCUCUUGUUGUGGUGCUCUUCAUGUGAAAGGUCUUGGGACUCGCUAAGUUACAACUGAUCUACCAGACAAAUACUGUGGAAUUUUGUGAGCCCUUUGUACUUUUUUUUUUUGUUUUCUUUAUUAUGAUCUUGUUGUUAUAUACUCCCUAUAUGUAUUAUACAAUAAAUAGUACUGAUAUGAAAAUUUAAAUUUGGUA